UCCAAUGAUAAGGAGGUCGGUCUUUGUUUGAAAUAUAAUCUCUUGGGAUUGCCAUUUGUCUGGGAUACAUACCUCAAAAAACUCAACCUCAAUUUAUGGAUUCUUGUCUAUCACUUCUGCUCUGAAACCCACUCUUAUUGAAUUUUAGUCCCUUGUUACUGCUUCUAUCUCUUACUUUCAGAAUAGCAGGGGAUUUUUGUUAUAAAAGCGAUGUGCAGCUGAUUCCAUUGUGAAGAAGAGAGCAGAAAGAAAUCAGCUUAUAAUAAUGUAUCCCAACCAAGCCUUUUCUUUAGGGUCCUAUGCGGAGAUGAUGUCUGGGACUUCUCUUUUUCCUCAUGACUACAGUGAAACUGUAGGAGGAGGACAAAACGAGGUUAAGUUUAUCACAGCAAUGGGUGAGACAGUGACUAUGCACUCUAUUAAUGGCCAUUCCAAUGCUGCAAGUGGUGAUCCAGCAUGCAACUCUUUUGCUGGGGAUUCCCAUGUUGUUUCAAGGACACAAAUGGGAAUGGUAGAUAGUGAGCAAAACAUCAAUUGCCAGGGCCUAUCUCUCAGUCUCGGGACACUCAUGCCUUCUAAUGCAUCCGUCUCUCCAUUUCAAUACCAAUAUCACGACACGGGUCUCUUACCACUAAUGAAUGAUUUUCCAAAUAUAAAGGGAACCAUGUCUCUCAAAGAUGAUGAGGCCAAUAACCUACAUGGAGAGUUUAGAAGUGUUGAAUGCAUGGCAUCUGUGUCCUCUGGAGGCUUUCAUGACAUGAUAAAAAAGGAGGGUUUUUACAACCCCAACCACCCCUCAAUGUGUCUUAAAGAAGUCCCCUCUGAUCUACCAGGUUACUCAAACAGCAUUUUGAACUCCCAAUACCUUAAGGCGGCACAGGAGUUACUUGAUGAAAUAGUUAGUGUCCAAAAGGCUUUGAAGCAAUCUGGAAUGGAAAAACAAGAGAACAACCGUGACAUUGGAUUAGAUGGCUCUAAAGAUGCUGAUGGAAAAUCUACCAGUCAAUCUAUGCAAAUGUCUUCUGCCCCUAAUGGUUCCAGUGCCAAUGCUUCUAGUGACCUAUCGUCUGCAGAACGCCAGACCUUGUUGGACAAGAAAACAAAGCUUUUGUCCAUGUUGGAUGAGGUAGAUAAAAGAUACAGACAGUACUGCCAUCAGAUGCAGAUUGUGGUGUCAUCUUUUGACAUGGUUGCCGGGUGUGGAGCAGCAGAACCAUAUACUACACUUGCUUUAAGAACAAUUUCUCGCCACUUUCGGUGUUUGCGUGAUGCCAUCAGUGGCCAAAUUCAAGUGACACAAAGAAGCCUUGGGGAGCAAGAGGGAAUACCCCGUCUCCGCUAUGUGGAUCAGCAACUUAGACAACAAAAGGCCCUUCAGCAACUUGGUGUAAUGCGACAAGCUUGGAGGCCUCAGAGGGGGCUUCCUGAAAGCUCUGUUUCAAUACUCCGUGCUUGGCUCUUUGAACAUUUUCUUCAUCCUUACCCCAAGGAUUCUGAGAAAAUUAUGCUGGCUAGGCAAACAGGCUUGACCAGAAACCAGGUGGCAAAUUGGUUCAUCAAUGCAAGGGUGCGUCUCUGGAAGCCAAUGGUUGAGGAAAUGUACAAAGAGGAGUUUGGAGAUUCCGAGAUGAACUGCAACCUUUCAUCUGAGAACAACACGGUCAAAGGUAAAAGAGAUGAUGUUCAAGAGUCUGAUAACAUUAACAAUAAUAAUAAUAAAUGGGAAGAGUCACAGGACAAUUUAGUAACUGUUGACAGUGUGCAAGUCCAACCUCAAGCAGAAAUGGAUAGAGUGGUCAAUGUAGAAAAUGUGGUGAUGAAUUCUGGAACUGGGAAAUUGCAGGGUGACCAAAACCAACAAAGGCUUGGCUUGAACAACAACAACAACAGCAGCAGCAACUUUUAUUCUAUCUCAACCAACGAGAAUGGUGGGGAUGGAGGCCUAAUGGGUACUUCUACUCAUGCCACAUAUGAUUUAUCAGAGUUGGGUAACUUUACUGUGGGUAGCCACGUUUCCCUUGCAUUGGAGUUGAGGAACUGUGAAAAUGAUGGGUUUGCCAUGUCUGAUGAUGCCAUACAGAAACGACGUAAGCAAACAUUGUCCUCUUCCCCGGAGACUGAUUUGCUAGAUUAUCAUUUCACGGAUUCAGGAAAGCAACAGCACAGGUUUGGCAAUCCCCAUUUGCUGCAUGAGUUUGUCGUAUGAAAUCUAGCAAAAAAUAUUUGAUGAUUUUAAUGGAUCUCUGAAGAGGUGUACCUCAACAAAGCUGAAAGAGAAAGCCUAUGCGGUGUUGCUGCUGCUGCUGAUGCUACCUUUUUUUUUCUUCCUCAUUCUUGUUGCCCAUUGUUCGUAAAAGUGAUGUAAAUCACGAAACCGUACAAAAUAUACAGGUAGACAUGUGUAGAUAUUUUCGCUUGUAAUAUUUUACAGAUGAUUGGUUGUAUGUAUGUGCAGGCAAUUUUUGUAAGGAUAAAAGAAAAACUCUCGUGCAUUAUGUUGAAUAAUAAGGAAUCUUGUAAAAGAAAAAAAAACACGGUAACAAGUACGAUGUGAA
Messenger RNA from Glycine soja, 2555 nucleotides. Its product is annotated as BEL1-like homeodomain protein 3. Gene Ontology annotation, biological process: regulation of transcription by RNA polymerase II. Lineage: Eukaryota; Viridiplantae; Streptophyta; Magnoliopsida; Fabales; Fabaceae. The record is from RefSeq and is a predicted model, not a curated record. Gene Ontology annotation, molecular function: DNA-binding transcription factor activity, RNA polymerase II-specific; RNA polymerase II cis-regulatory region sequence-specific DNA binding. The transcript has 5 exons. Bases 266 to 2206 code for a protein of 646 amino acids.